AUGUCGGACUCGGAGGAGGACACUCCAGAGAGACAGCUGAAGCUGGUGGUUCUUGGCGAUGGUGCCUCGGGGAAGACAUCUCUAUGUACAAGAUAUACCCAAGAGCAGUUUUCCAAGCCCUAUGGUCAGACUGUAGGCUUGGAUUUUUAUCUGAAGAGAAUAUGCCUUCAAGGCAACAUCAAUGUGGCGUUACAAGUAUGGGAUAUAGGAGGUCAAACUUUAGGAGGCAGCAUGCUUGAGAAUUACAUAUUUGGGGCUCAUGCUGUCCUACUUGUCUACGACAUCACCAACUUCUCCAGCUUUGAAAACUUGGAGGAUUGGUUCAAGGUGGUCAGCAAAGUCUGUGGGUCUGGUCCUAUGCCUUAUAUGGCUUUGAUUGGAAACAAACGUGACCUUGAACACAUGCGAACUGUUAAAGAGGACAAACAGCAGAAGUUUGCUCAGGAACACGGUAUGACUAGCUACUUUGUGUCGGCCAAAACUGGAGAGUCGGUAUCAUUUUGUUUUCAAAAGAUAGCUUCGGAUAUUUUACAAGUCCGGAUGUCUAAGCCAGAAGUGGAGCAGCAUCAACGGGUCCUGAAGGCCGAGGUGAUCAACAGCAACAAUUCCAACUCUGCGACACCCACACAGCUGCACCGGCCACAACAACAGAGCUCCCUCUGUAACAUCAUGUAA
This is a messenger RNA of Candidula unifasciata, 675 nucleotides long. Lineage: Eukaryota; Metazoa; Mollusca; Gastropoda; Stylommatophora; Geomitridae. The record is from the annotation of a GenBank genome assembly.